AUGGCUCUCAAUUGGGACGCAUUCCUCAAUACUGAGGGUUUCAACCUACCGAACGACCAAUGGUCCGAUCUUUUACCACCAACGUCUGCCCCUCCCACUUCCCAGAUGCCCAAGUCGACCACCACCGACACGUCAGGCUCUUCACCUGAAGACGUCACCAAUUUCGAUUCCCUUCUCGGAGGAACAUCAGGCGAUCCUUACUUUGACGACUCGCUAUUCCUGCCUAACGACUACUUCCUGGGCGAUCUCGACGUCCUCAAGCCCUUUGGCAACAACAUCGGUGGAGGGAGAUCAACCAAUGAGUCGUCACCCGAGCCUGUACUUGGGGCUGGCAACAACUCUACAUCUCAGACACCAUCAGACGUAAACGGCUUAGACCAGUCAGCCAACAUGCCGCCAGCUCAGAGGCAAGCGUUCCAACGUGCCAACACCUUUCCCAACCCUGCCUAUGAAUCUUUGUUUCCCAACAACCUAGAUUCCGGUUUCGUCGAAGACCUCACCUUCCCCGACGGCCCGAAAGGAUCAUCUACCACUACCAAGCCAGGGCUUGAGAGAACUCAAACAUCAACAACAGCGAACACUACGUCGAAACGUACGAAGAACAAGCCAGACAUACUCUCUGCCUGCUGGACAUCCCCACUUUGCCCCAAUCACGAUGUAAAUGGUUCACCGCCUAAUCCAUCGACGUGCGGCGGAGGAUGUGCUCCCUUCUUGUUCGCAGACCAGGACGCUCUCCCAAGUAUCAGCAACCUACUUAAUGACCCACAAGAAGUCACUGCCGAAGACGGUAUAGUGGAGAUCCAACCACGCCCCAAGAAGCGAUCCGAAAGCGACGCAUCAGCAAACGGCUUCUCAACCCAACAGAGAGAAAGCAAAGACACAACCACAUCCCCAUCAGACGACCGGCAACGAAUGAAGAGCGAGACGACAGAAGACGCCUCCGCCAAAGAAUCACCCCAAGCCAACGAUGAUGAUAAGACAAAGCCACGCCGACGACUACCGCACAACCAAGUCGAACGAAAGUACCGAGAAUCGCUCAACACACAACUAGAUUCCCUAAAGCGUGUCGUGCCCUCCCUCCAAAGCCAACGAGCAUGCGACGGCGCUGAUAUCGAGGACCUACCUACACCCUCGAAGCCUAGCAAAGCAGUCAUCCUAGCUUCGGCGACUGCCUACAUCAAGCAAAUGGAGAAGGACAAGAAGAGCCUGGCAGAUGAGAACCAACUACUCCGGACGAGGGUCAAGGCUCUCCAGUCGCUUGUCAAGUGUGACGACUGCAGCUUGAUGCAGUAUGUCAUGGAUCUCAAGAUCAAGCAGGCUAGCUGA
Molecule: messenger RNA, 1326 nt
Organism: Alternaria incomplexa
Lineage: Eukaryota; Fungi; Ascomycota; Dothideomycetes; Pleosporales; Pleosporaceae
Exons: 1
Coding region: 1-1326 (441 amino acids)
Molecular function (GO): protein dimerization activity
Source: RefSeq, a predicted model, not a curated record